Molecule: messenger RNA, 165 nt
Organism: Sinocyclocheilus rhinocerous
Lineage: Eukaryota; Metazoa; Chordata; Actinopteri; Cypriniformes; Cyprinidae
Source: the annotation of a RefSeq genome assembly
AUGCCACAAUUAAACCCCGGCCCUUGAUUCAUAAUUCUAGUAUACGCAUGAUUACUUUUCCUAGCCAUUAUCCCAACCAAAAUCUUAAAUCACAUUUCACCAAAUAAACCAACCUCAGUAAGCGCUAAAAAACACAAAACUGGGUCCUGACACUGACCAUGAUAA